Molecule: messenger RNA, 2214 nt
Organism: Paramacrobiotus metropolitanus
Lineage: Eukaryota; Metazoa; Tardigrada; Eutardigrada; Parachela; Macrobiotidae
Exons: 7
Coding region: 260-2071 (603 amino acids)
Cellular component (GO): extracellular region
Molecular function (GO): chitin binding
Source: RefSeq, a predicted model, not a curated record
AGUGAGCGGAUUAUCAAAACAGCCAGCAUGAACUCAUCUUCCGACUGUUGAAGAUUCUGUGCACUUCGACGGCGCUCUCACCGUUUGCAACAGGUUUUUCAUUGGCAUAAUGUUUAUGAUAACGCAAUAUCCUGGUUACUAGUGACUAGUUACCAGCACAGUAGACUCAUCCGGGGCAGAGGAGGAUUGUUGAUAAAAAGCGAUAGUCUGAGUGGACAAACAGUCGCUCAGGUAUUGACAUUCGUUGUUGGAUUUCGCGAUGCUGGGUUUAUCAGCAGUGAGGUGGAUGUUAACGCCAACAAUGGGGACAAGAUUGCGAAUUAUAGCGGCUGUAGUUUCCGGCUACCUUAUCCUUUCGGUGAACGCUCAAAAUGCCCAAAAUCCUCCCGCAUUUUCCGCUCUGGAUCAGUUACGUGGGCGCGGUCCGUAUAACGCGGCUGAAGUGCUGAAUUUAGUACUGAACGCACGCCCCGGCUCCACAUAUCCAAAUUUAAUGCAGAUUCCACGGGGUUUAUCAUUUGCUUGCUCCAAUAUGCGAUCGCCAGGAUACUUUGUCAAUGUGGAUACCGGUUGCCAGGUUUACCAUCGCUGUGAACCAAACCAACCGCUAUACACUUUCCUGUGUCCGGUGUCCACGCUGUUCAACCAGAUCACGCUUACAUGCGAUUACUGGUACAAUGUUCGCUGUGGCAAUUCGGCCCAAUUCUACUAUUAUUCCAAUCCACGAUUGUACGCCGGGGCAAAUGUGCGAUUUUUGGACGAUGGCGGUAGUGGAGGAGGCGGUGGUGCCGGAGGAGCCAGUGGCAAUUUAAUCCAAGGAGGAGGACAAUAUUCGAGCGGUGGCGGUGGCGGCAGCGGCGGCGGUUUUGGUGCUGGUGGCGGAGGCGGUAGCAGUGGCGGCGGUGGAGGCUUCGGAGGUAGCGGUGGUUUUGGUAGUUCUGGGUCGUCUGGUGGAAGCUCGGGAUUCGGUUCAUCGGGUGGAGGAGGUUUUGGUGCUACAACCGGCGGGGGCGGUGGCAGCUUUGGUGGUGGUGACACCUCGGGAGGCGGCGGCGGCUCAUUCGGAAGCGGAGGCGGCGGCAGCAGUGGUGGCGGCAGCGGUUCAUUUGGAGGCGGUGGCGGAAGUGGUUCGUUUGGCUCAGGAGGCGGCGGGGGAGGCGGUAUGUACACCGGUGACUCGUCGUUCGGGUUCGGUAGCAGUUCUGGAGGCGGAGGCUCUUCCGGAGGUGCCAGUGGUCAACUGAAUGCCGGUGGUGGAGGAGGCUUUGGCUCAUCGUCCGGAGGAGGCUCACAGUACAAUUCUGGCGGUGGCUCGGGAAGCUCAGGUCAAUACAACAUGGGUGGUGGCUCCGGAUCGGGAAAUUCAGGGCAGUACACUUCCGGUGGUAGUGGCGGUUCGGGAAGUUCGCAGUACAAUUCCGGUGGCUCUGGAUCGGGUUCGCAGUACAGCUCGGGCGGUGGAUUCGGAUCGACCGGCAGCGGUACCGGUUCGGCGUUCGGCAGUCUGACCUUAGGCGGCAAUGCACCGGGUUCGACGACAUUUACCGGUUCCAGCGGCUUGUCAGGCGGCGGAUUCGGCGUGUCCGGUGGUGCACAAGCCGGCGGUUCAUCCAGCAACCAGUACAGUCAGUAUGGAUCGAGCGGAGGCAGCAGCACCGGUGGAGGCAGUGGAGGAGGAAGUGCUGGAUUAAGCAGCGGGUCGGGAUCAUUCGGUGGACAGUACAGCAGCGGUGGAGGUGGCAGUGGAGGCGGCGGCGGCGGAAGUGGAAACUAUAACAGCUACGCACCUUCUUCAGGCAGUCUGACUCAGCCCGCACCGUCGCCCGCCUUCCAGCCGGCUUCCGGUGGAUACAGGUCACUCAAUGUGCAGAGAAUGAAUCCCCGAAGGGAUUUCACGCCUAUGCAACCGGACUUCCAGCCCGCACAGUCCGAGCUGCAUCAUAAUGUUUUAGACGAUGAGGAGCAGGAUACGGGCGACGAACAACCGCAGGACCAAAUGCUGGAACAGCAGCCCCUUUUAUUUGCUAACAGCAACCGAACAAAUUUUGGUUCACCGAAUAAUAUCGUGUAAAGCAAUACAGAGAGCGCAGAAUUCUAAAGAAUCUCAGUUUAUUAGCAUCUCUCGUAGUUAUGAUAUCUGUAUUCAAUUAACCUAACGGCUUGUAUUAAACCGCAACAUGAACAAAAUCUCUGGAUCGCUCGUCUUUCUUUUAU